ACAGCGGCCAACUUCACCCGCUCUAGAACUUUCCAUCACGAAAUGGUGCCGGAUCCCGUUUCCCUUUUCUCCCCUCUCUAAGAGAUUAAGACGCUUCCCGGGUCCUCCUUCUCCUUGGGCAUCAUCGCUCUCCUCCCAUUACCCCCGGAGCCACACGAAUGGAAUAUUUCGCUAAGCUCGACUGUUCUCUCCUUCAGCGAUCCCUCUCAAUCCAAUCAUAACCGCUGUUACCGGUCUGAUAGUUGGUUUCCGCUUUCUUCUCCCCUCGACUUCCUCUCUCAGCUGCCGUGUCGUUGUGCUCUCUCUGUGUCUUCGAUUUCUUUGAAGUGAAUUGGACUCUCGGUUUCUACUUGUGCUUCUCUGUUGUGGAAUGAACCCGAUUCUGAGUUUCCAUUAAAACGCAGCUCUAUCUCGUCAUCUAGACCCCGUUUCUGGAAUCAAAAUCCCAGCUUUAUCUGUUUAGUUGAAUCAAAAUCUCAACUUUGUCUGCCGUAAUCUCUCCUCCGUCCGUGAAUCCUCUUCCAAGUUGCUGUUUCUUUUGUUCUUUAUUAUUUGCUUUCAUUCCAGAUUCCACUGAAACCCAGUUCAAUUUCGCGGGUUAGAUCCCUCCCUUGAUAUCAAAAUUCAAACUUAAUUUGUUUGAUUGGAUCAAAAUAUCAGCUGUCUUGAUGAAUCCGGUCUUAAAUCCAGUGAAAGAGGAGUAUCCGGGAACGGUGUCUGGUUCUGAUGAUAGUAUAUUGGCUCCUCCGAGGCCUAUGGAGGGGCUGCAUGACACGGGACCGCCGCCGUUUCUCACCAAGACAUACGACAUGGUUGAUGAUCCAAGUACCGAUCGGGUGGUCUCGUGGAGCCGGGGGAACAAUAGCUUCGUGGUCUGGGAUCCCCACACCUUCGCAACAUCUCUGCUUCCGAGAUACUUCAAGCACAACAACUUCUCCAGCUUUGUCAGGCAGCUGAACACAUAUGGCUUCAGAAAGGUGGAUCCAGAUAAAUGGGAAUUUGCUAAUGAGGGAUUCCUCAGAGGCCAGAAGCAUCUCCUUAAGACCAUAAAAAGGAGAAAGCCACCUUCUCAUCCUCCAUCACAACAGCAAACUCUUGGUCAAUAUCUCGAGGUUGGACGGUUUGGAUUGGAAGGAGAAAUCAACAGGUUAAAGCGUGAUAAGCAAUUGUUAAUGGCAGAAGUGGUAAAGCUAAGGCAGGUGCAGCAGAACACCAAAGCACACCUUAAAGCCAUGGAAGAGAGGAUACAAGGGACAGAACAGAAACAGCAACAGAUGAUGGCAUUCUUAGCUCGAGUUAUCCAGAACCCCAACUACCUACAGCAAUUGGUCAAUGAGAAUGAGAGGCAAAAGGAGCUUGAGGAAGCCAUAUCUAAGAAAAGAAGGAGACCAAUAGAUAGAGCACCUGAGAAUGAUGACGUCGGAACGAGUGGGAAUCAGAAACUUGAGAUGCCAAUGAAGAUUGAAGUCCUAGAAUCAUUGCAAGACCUUAACCAGGAUGAUGUCUCAGAUUUGGAGAGUAUGGCAAAGGAGAUUCAGGGAGUGGUGAGAAGCAGCAUGGAGAGCUCAGAACACUUAGAGCAACAAGAAGACAAGUCAGAUGGGGAGCUGAAUGAUGAUUUUUGGGAGGAGUUGCUAAAUGAAGGGCUUGGUGAUGAGAAAGUUAGAUCUGAUAUUGAGGCACAAAACAAUGAGGAUGUGAAUGGCUUGGCUGAGAAAUUGGGUUUUCUGAAUUCAAGUAGUCCAAGAUAGAUAGUGUGACCUAUAAAGAUUAGGAUGCUCAGCCUGUCACUGGCUCAAGUUGCAUUUGAUUCAAUUGAGCCUCAUUGCUUAUUCAUAUGCGAUGAUAUAAUCUCCAUUGUGGUGACAUGGCUUACAUGAAACUAAUGUUGAUUUUUCGGACUGGACAAUUUCUAUAAUUGGUAGAAUAGGCCAAAACAGGAGGAAACCGAAGGCAUCAUAUUCUAUCUCAGUAUGAGGGACUGCAAAGCCCUAUGCCCUGCCUACUACUUGAUUUCUAUCUCAGUAUGAGGUUUCAAUGGAAGGAUUGGUAGCAGGCAUCUGACAGUGAUGCAGUCUAAAAUUAGGGGCUAUGAUCUGGCAAUUACCCUGUAAAUGCUUGGCUGUAGUUUAAGUUGGUAGUAUUGUAAAGAAUGAUCGCUAAUAUACAAUAUUAAUCACUUCUAUUUUUUGUAGUACAAAUUUAUCAGUAUAGUAUUAUAUAAUCACAUAUUUCUUGUGUUUCUCCUCUAGACAAUUUUAUUUGUAAAGAAAGAAAAGCUUGUAUAGAGAUGAUACUAGUUCAGUGUAUUCUUUGAUUC
Phoenix dactylifera (date palm) is the source of this 2320-nucleotide messenger RNA. RefSeq names its product heat stress transcription factor A-2b-like. The record is from RefSeq and is a predicted model, not a curated record. Gene Ontology annotation, cellular component: nucleus. Gene Ontology annotation, molecular function: DNA-binding transcription factor activity; RNA polymerase II cis-regulatory region sequence-specific DNA binding. NCBI's taxonomy places the organism in Eukaryota, Viridiplantae, Streptophyta, Magnoliopsida, Arecales, Arecaceae. Gene Ontology annotation, biological process: regulation of transcription by RNA polymerase II; cellular response to heat.